Molecule: messenger RNA, 3052 nt
Organism: Nanorana parkeri
Lineage: Eukaryota; Metazoa; Chordata; Amphibia; Anura; Dicroglossidae
Gene: MAN2B2
Product: mannosidase alpha class 2B member 2
Exons: 19
Coding region: 32-3013 (993 amino acids)
Biological process (GO): mannose metabolic process
Cellular component (GO): lysosome
Molecular function (GO): alpha-mannosidase activity; carbohydrate binding
Source: RefSeq, a predicted model, not a curated record
AAUGUGUCAGAUGUGAUUCCAGCCUGCUACAAUGAUCCCUCUGCUCACUCUCCUCCUCUACUAUGGGGGGAUUGUCUCCUGUCAUACUGAUGAUCCCAUCCAAGUGUUUGUCAUCCCUCACAGUCACAUGGAUGUGGGCUGGGUGUACACUGUGCAGGAAAGCAUGCAUGCCUAUGCUGCCAAUGUCUACAGCACCGUUGUAGAAGAGCUGAUGAGAGCCAAGCAUCACAGGUUCAUUGCAGUGGAGCAAGAGUUCUUUCGCCUUUGGUGGGACACUGUAGCUGGAGAUCUGCAGAGGCAGCAGGUGCAUCAGCUGAUUCAAGAGGAAAGGCUAGAAUUCAUCAUUGGAGGCCAAGUCAUGCAUGAUGAAGCUGUCACUGCCAUGGAUGAUCAGAUUUUACAGCUAACUGAGGGACAUGGCUUUUUGUAUGAAACAUUUGGAGUGAGACCUCAGUUUUCCUGGCAUGUGGAUCCAUUUGGGGCUUCAGCCACUUCACCAACACUCUUUUCCUUGGCUGGAUUCAAUGCCCACCUCAUCUCCCGCAUUGAUUAUGAUGUUAAAGCUGCUAUGCAGAACGCCAAGAAGCUCCAGUUUGUUUGGAGAGGUUCUCAUUCCCUAUCAGAAAAACAGGAGAUAUUUACACAUGUAAUGGACCAGUUCAGUUAUUGCACCCCGUCCUAUCUGCCAUUUUCCAACAGGUCAGGAUUUUAUUGGAAUGGAGUGGCACUGUUUCCUGAUCCACCAAAGGAUGGUGUUUAUCCCAACAUGAGUCUUCCCGUCACCAGUGAUAACAUUCACCAGUAUGCAGAGACCAUGGUGAAGAAUAUUAAAAUGCGAGCAGCCUGGUUUAGAAGCAACAAUGUUUUAUGGCCCUGGGGCUGUGACAAGCAGUUCUACAAUUCUUCCAUCCAGUUUAAUAACAUGGAUUUGUUACUAGAAUACAUAAAUAAAAAAUCAGAGUUUGGAGUGACUGUGCAGUACUCCACAUUAGGAGAAUACUUCAGUAGUAUACACAGCAGAAACCUGACCUGGGAGGUUCGCAAAAAUGAAGACUUUCUGCCGUACUCUUCAGAUACAUAUCAAGCAUGGACGGGCUUCUACACCUCCCGCAACAUCUUAAAAGGCAUAGCACGCAGGGCCAGCUCACUCCUGUAUGCGGGGGAAUCUGCAUUCACUCAGUAUCUGUUAAAGCAUCCAUCUGGAACUGUGUGCAAAAUGUGGGCUCUGGAGCAGCUGCGGGCCCUCCGAUGGGCUGUCUCAGAGGUUCAGCAUCAUGAUGGCAUUACAGGGACCGAGUCACCAAAGGUCAGGGAUAUGUAUAUGGCAAACCUGUUCCAAGGAAUGCUAGGAGUUCGAAAACUGAUGGAAGCUAUCACUCUAGACCGGUUCAGCUUUGAGGAUGAUGAUCAGUCAAAAGGUCUAAUGAAUAUUACAGUCUACAAUCCACUAGCAUGGGAUAUAACCACAUAUGUCCAUAUGCCAAUGAACAUUUGGGUCACUGAUGUGUACGAUGAGAUGGGACAAGCCAUUCCAGCACAGAUCCACAACUCCAGUGAUCCAGGUCACACUUUCGAUCUGUAUCUCCUUGUUGUCCUGCCUGGUCUCAGCUAUGGGAGCUACUCUUUAAAGAUUGGGAAGGAAGACUCCAGCCAGGGGACGGUUACUGUGGGCAGAUCAGUGAACUUUGGCAGACAGUCCUCAAGUGCCAAAGAAAAUGGCGGAAAGACGAAGAUUUCAGUAAUGAAUGACUGCAACACACUCUGGAUUAACAAAAACACAAACCUGCUUGAUAGUAUAACAGACAGGGAGAGGAAUUACACAAUGCAAAUGACCCAAGAGUUUCUCGAAUACCAUGCCAAUGGAGACACUGAUGCCGGGCCUAUAUCUGACAACUACAUGUUCACUCCAAAUGGAUCAGCCCUUCCAGUGGCAAAGUCUGUAGGACUGGAAGUUGUAACAGGGAAAUUGGUCACUGAAAUCAGACAGUAUUUCUACAGCGAUGUUCUUGCAGAAAGCUACAUCUAUAAAAUCAUCUCCAGACUCUACAACGUCCCUGAUGGAUAUGAUAAAUCUCUGUUGUGCCGUCUUAUCGAACAGCAGUACAGAGUUGGGCCUUUGGAGCUAAACCGGGAAGCAGUAAUCAGAACAGAAACCAGUCUACAGACCAACAAGAGGAUCUAUACUGAUAACAACGGAUACCAAAUGCAAAUAAGGGAUUUCAAAACCUAUGACAGCAACACAGUGGCCAGGAAUUAUUACCCAAUGGUUCGUACAGCUUAUAUAGAAGAUGAAAGCACGCGACUAGUCAUCAUGGCUGAGCGGUCACAUGGAGUCUCCAGUCUAGACAAUGGCCAAGUAGAGAUCAUGCUGCAUAGGAGACUGUGGAAUAACAUGCAAUGGGACCUGAAUUAUAAUCUGACAUUGAAUGACACUUCUGUAGUAAGACCAACUCUCUGGCUCAUGAUGGGUUCCAAAGCAGUAACCAGUUCUUUGUACCAGAGAUUGGGGCUGGCUCUAGAACAUAGACCACUAGUCAUGUUUAUUCCAUUCAAAGGAAAAUCUGCAACUGAAGAAAUGUCUGCUGCUCCCAUUGUGUUACCACCCAACAUUUACCUUCAGAUCCUCAGUGUUCCUGGCUGGAGGUAUUCUUCAAACCACACAGAGCAUAUACACAACCUGAACAAAGGUGAUGGACAGAAAACUGCUGCAGACUUCCAUCGAGUACUUCUCAGGAUCCAGCACCUCUAUGAGGUUGAUGAAGACCCAGUUCUGUCCAAACCAGCUAGUGUUAACCUCAAGUCGCUUCUAAAAGGAUUGGGUGAUGUGAAGUUUGUGGAAGAGCGCUCGCUUACUGGAACAUGGGAUGUGAGCAGCAUGGAGAAAUGGCAAUGGAAAACCACACAGUGCAAGGGGAGAACAAAAGAUCAAAUGCAACCUGCAAAGAUUAUCAAAGAUUUUGUUCUUACUGUAGAACCAAAGGAAAUAAGAACAAUUUUUGUGUAUUUUCAGUAACCCCUACCAAAGGAAGAAGCUAAAAGGUUACAUGACAGA